UCGGCAUGUCGGAGCUGCAGUUUCUGGAGCUGCCCCACGGAGCGGUCCUGCCGUUGACAAAAGCCAAUCCUGGUUUGUGGUACUGGAGAGAAGAGACUAGAACUCUUGAAUUUUCAAGUGCCCAGCCAAAGGAGGAACCCAAGGAACUUAAGGAGAGGACGAAGAAAGGCAAAACCAUCCACUUUCAGGAACCUGGAUCAAAAACACUGGAGAGGCCUAGCUUAUUUCGAGAUAUUCUUACUGUACGAUCCUCUAGCCGAGAAGACAAAACACCUCGCAUGGUGAAGAAAGCGCCGAGUGAAUUGAUUACUCUAGAAGAUGUUAAGUAUGCAGCUUUGUUUCUGGCCCAUGAAGACGAUUCCUUUCACGUCCCUUCUUUUUCCAUAGUUAUGAGAUGCAAGCAGCUGGAUGAUUUCCUCAUGGCUCUGCUGUACUAUAUCUCUUUUUAUUUGGAAAAAAUAGCCCUGGAGAUGAAACCCAAAUCUUUUAUGGGAAAGCCCAGCGUACUGGAAAAGAAAGAAAUGCAGGAGAACCAGAUUAAGCUUGCGGUGACAAAAAAGUACCUUGCUGAGAUGUACUGCAUCCUUAUCCUUGGACUGGGAAUGUCGGAGCAGCAUCACAUGGCUUGUGGAAAGAAGAAAAUAUCAACCACACAGAAAGACAGGGACUUCUUUGAGUGCCUGUACAACUUUGCCUCCUAUGUGGCUUUCGUGACCUUCAAACAGAAAAACCUCAAGGAAAUCCAGCGUGAGGUGGGCAGAAUGCUCCGCUCAAACAUUUUCAAUCCAGCUCUGAGAGAGAAGACCAAGCCCACGGAGGAGAUGAAGACAGAUGUUACCAAGGAGGUGAAGAAAGUCACCUUCUCGUAUCGCAAGAGCACAGAGGCUAGGCAGCCUGCCAUACGAAGCGUCAUGGACCAGCGGUCGCCAGUACUUAGUACUUUGCUGCCUAUGGCUAAAGACAGUGCCCAGUACCUUUUCCAGGAUCAUUACCUUCGUCCUGGCAAAAUGGCUCAAAGCUACAGUCCAGAGGAACUGCCGGAACUGUCCUCAGUUGUGACACUAUCGAAGAUUGGCAUCAUUGGAGCUCCGCGCAACAGGUUUAUUCCUCACACGCUCAUGCCCAUCAGGACGGAGGAGGAGGAGGAGGAGGAGGAAAAAAGUCAAAGGACGAGGGCAAGUGCCACGUCGAUCCUUUCCGAGGAACUGACCAGCAGCCGGGGUGUUCAGAGCGGUGGAAGCCACCUGUCUCUGUCAAGGGCCACCACUGAAGGAGACUAUGCUGAGAUGGCCCAGUAGUGCAUGGCAGCGUUUGGGAUAAGUUUCAUGUGUGGCAAAUAAAUUUCUUUGAAGCUUU
Messenger RNA from Varanus komodoensis (Komodo dragon), 1356 nucleotides. RefSeq names its product protein phosphatase 1 regulatory subunit 36 (gene PPP1R36). The record is from RefSeq and is a predicted model, not a curated record. Gene Ontology annotation, molecular function: phosphatase binding. The transcript is spliced from 11 exons. NCBI's taxonomy places the organism in Eukaryota, Metazoa, Chordata, Lepidosauria, Squamata, Varanidae. The coding region runs from base 6 to 1298 and encodes 430 amino acids. Gene Ontology annotation, biological process: negative regulation of phosphatase activity.